Messenger RNA from Knipowitschia caucasica, 3567 nucleotides. The record is from the annotation of a GenBank genome assembly. Lineage: Eukaryota; Metazoa; Chordata; Actinopteri; Gobiiformes; Gobiidae.
AUGUCUUUCAGCAGAAGUGAAGAGCGCACUCCUUUGAGAUGUCUACAGACUGACAAUGUUCAAACAUCAAAUGUUAAAUCAAAAUCAAUUGUCAGUUCAGAAUCGGUUAUUGUUGCCCUUAAUGACGCACUGAAGAAUGUUCCAGUUGGUGUGGACGCCCAGUCCAGUAAAGAUCAUCUGUUGUACAACCCUGAAGAGCUGGACAUUGAACAAGCAACACACAAUCCUACAGAUCGCUCCCCUAAUGACUUUGCUACCAUAACAGCUUCAUCAAACCCUGAUGUUGAGAUGCACGGCUCAAAAUGGGGGUCUCAAGUCCACUGCAGCCUCCUUCCCUGUUUGUCCAGUGACGCAACACCAGACGGCGCUCUCGGUUUGUCUGCCAACGUCCUCGCCACCGAACCGCCUCGAGCUGAAACCCUUCCCGAGGUGUUCAAGGCCAUCUCAGAGUGCACGCCGCUCCAGUACCAGAAAUGUCUUACUCCAAUUGUGCGUAGAGCUUCCAUUGCUUUUAUGCGGGCUCGGAAGGGACUGGUCAUAGAUCCGAUCAUUGAUGAUGGUGCACUGUCAGGAGGUGGAUCACCCGAAUGUCCGGGUGAUGAUUUCAAAUUAUGGAGGGAGCACCUGGACAGUCCAAUCCCACGGCCUCUGUUUAAUUCCACUGAGCUGGUACAACGAUCUCAGGCAUGCGUUGCUAUGGAGAUUAAUAAAGACGGUUCUCCGCCUGGGGCUAGAGUUGGUGAGCCUAUCCUGGAUGCGCCCGGGAUGCCAGACGGAACACUGCAGCAGCAACUUCGACAGAUGGCUGAGUUUCUCAUGUUGGCUUCAGGAAAGAUGGGUCCAGUAUCUGUACUGCCUGCGUUGGCCCCCCAAGCCGAACAACACAACGCCUGCGUGGGCACCUCCCCCAUGAAGAUGGUCAACCACAGCAUCAACACGUCCGGACAGUUUGAGAGGAAGAGGAGCUUCUCUGCUGUGGAUCAGUGCACGUCAACAGACCCGCUCAUCUGGAAUGUGGGUUGUCUGGAGGGCGUCUCCAGACCUGAGCUGGAGCAGAGGGUCCUGUCCAGCAUGAUCAUCGUGGAGGCUCUGGUGCAGCAGCUGGCUUCAGCCCAAGCACACGCACUGCCCUCUACUGGUGCAGCCCCGUCAGAGCUACGGGAGAGGGCAGUUCAGACCCAGCACUCUGAACUGAGCCAGACCUCAUUGCACAGGGAGCUCUACUUGGAGGCUCUGAACAGAAUUAAAGAUCUAGAGAUGGAUGGUGCAUCACUGCAAACAGUUAUUCAGAAUAUUGAGAUUGUGAAAAAAAAUAUGACUACGUUCAUGAGCGACGUCGAUGCAGCUCUCGGUCAAAUGAAAUGCUUUGGUGAUGUUGCUAGGGAUGGCCACAAUCGCCUUGUGUCUGAUUAUGCUCAGAUGAAGUCCCUUUUGGUGAAGUCAAGAGAGUGUCAGAUGAGAAUGAUACAGAAAGUAAAAGAUUCUCUUGAGCAGAAAGAGGAAAUGCGCACACAGAUGGAGGAGGCUCUCGCUGCUAAAGAUUCUACCGAAAGCGUUAUGGGCCAACUGAGAAAACACUGUUCUGUGGAAAUCUCUGCGCUGGAGAAAUGUGUGGGAUCUCAGCAAGAACUAUUGUCUGCUCUUCAUAAAGCUCAACAUGAACAGGCUGCAUUGAAUAAGGCUUAUUCUGAGACGCUGUACUCCACCACUGAGCUUUUGUCUAAAACCACAGCCCAGCAGUCCAGUCUGUCAAAUGAGCUCUGCAGAGUGAGGGCCCUCAUGCAGAGGUGCACUCCACUGUUAUUGAGGCUGAAUGAGAAGGCGGCUGCUGCUUUUAGAGACCGAGACCAGCUCAUCGCCGAGAGGAAUCAAGCCGUGCAAGACAAGGAACAGACUGAUGAGGAGCUCAGCCAGGCUCUCCAAAAUCUCCAGGCUGCAAAGGAACAGAACAGCAAUUUUAAUCUCCAAGUGACAAUCUUGACAUCAGAGAUGGGAGUUCUACGGCAAAAGCUGAGUGAGGGUGAGGAGGAGCGUGCCCAGCUGGACCGGAAGGCCACAGAGUUGUCCGCCACUGUGUCGUCCACUUUGGCCUCCUACACAUUUUUGGAACAAGCUCUCGCUGUCGAAACUACAAGCUUGCAACAGUCAUGGGCAGACAUAAAGCAAGCCAAGGACAGGGUGCAAGAACUGGAGUUGUCGCUGGCACAAUCGGAGCAGUGCGUGGGUGACCUGUCAAAGGCGCUGUCACAUAGUGAAGAGCAGCUCUGUCAGCUUCAGUCCGUGGCACAGACCCAGGCCCAACAGCUGCAGCAGCUACAGGAGGAGUGCACCCUGCUCCAAGAAGUCCGUGAGGAGAACGAGUUCUUACUUUCUGAGAAUGAGCUGAACAGGGAACAGGUGACGGAGAUUGAGCGGCUACUGAGGGCCAACCUGCAGAGUCUGCGGGAGAGGAACAUAGUGUGUGAAGACCUUAACGCCAAAGUGUGUCAGCUCCAACACGUAAACAAGAACCUUCAGGAAGAGCUCUCGUUGGUCCGUACUCAACUGGACAGCAGUCGGACGGAACACCAGGAGAAACUCGAGCAGAUGGUCAUAGAAAUUGCCCUUUUACACCACACUGUGCAGAGUAUGGCCAAUGAGCUGCGCUCGUGUCUAAAGGAAGAGAAUUUGGAUCAGUCAUCACUUCACAACAUCGUCUCCAGCUCCACAGUGACUCUGGCAGAGGAGAGGGAAGAAGCCCCAACCCCAGAUGCAGCGGAUGCCCCGCCUGGCCUGGUGUUCAGCCAGUGCAGUGCGUUCACGCGAAUCACAGCAGUCACUCCAAAGAGAGGGUCCCCCAAACGUUCGGAGGAGGAGGAGUUGCAGACCAGGGUGACCUCGUUUCUGCAGGGACUGGACUCCACUGUCACAGAGCUCCAAAGCACCCUGAGCACUGUGCAGCAGCAAAAGGACGCCCAGCUAAACCAGCAGCAGGACACCAUAUUGCGCCUGCAGAGGGAGCUGGAGCAUGCACACGGCACUCACCAGACUGAGGUGUCAGAGCUGCAGUUUGAGUUGAGUCGGCUCAAAGCCCGUAUGGAAAAGGACAAGGUGGCCCUCGAGCAGAAGGCCCAGGUGGACAAGACCGUGUCCAAGUUGUUGGUAGACAUGAACGAGCUUCAAGAGAUGCUUACCAAACUCAGGGCAGAUAACUCUGAAUUGCGUAAAGAAGUGGUGGGGCUGCGGCGUUCACUGCAGCAGUCAAAGGCUGAGGCUCAGGUUCUUCACGACGAGCUGAGAAAACACACUGGUCAAUCGGCGCCAGACUCCAGGGACGAGAAGAUUGUGUUAUUAAUGGAGUUGGAGAAGCUGAAGACGAGCCUUCAGGCUGAGGAGCAGGCCCGAAAUAAACUUCUAGAAAGGGCAAAAAGACAUCAAAGUAUUUACCAGACCAAUCAGCAGAAGAGUGAGAAGGAGCUCCAGAUGUUAAGCCGCAUUAUCAACAAAGUCCGAGAGACUUUGCUGUCUUUGCCUCUAAGUGUGAGAAAUUGUGAUCAACUUCAGCAGCUUAUUCAAUAUGUGGGAUAA